GUCGUUGCCAUUGUAGGGAUGGGUGGUCUUGGGAAGACUACUCUUGCUCAAAAAGUUUUCAAUGAUAGAAAGAUCAUGGAUUAUUUUGUGGUCAGAUGUUGGAUUUGUGUGUCUGAUGAUUUCAGCCCAGCAAUUUUUUUCAGAAUUAUCUUAAGAUCCUUAGGUGAGGAGGUUGCUCACGAUCGACAAACCUUGGACUAUCUACGGUCUCGCCUUCAAAAAAAACUCGUUGGUAAGAGGUUCCUUGUGGUGUUGGAUGAUGUAUGGAAUGAAGAUAAGGGCACGUGGGAUACUCUAAAGACAUCUUUAAGCUGCGGAGAGAAAGGUAGUUUUAUUGUUGUAACGACUCGUCUUCGAACAGUAGCAUUGUUAAUGGCUACUCUUCCGCAUUACUUACCAAGAAUUUUGUCAGAAGAGGACUGUUGGUCUCUGUUUAAGGGACGUGCUUUUAUGCACGGCGAAGAUAAAAAUUUUCCGGAGCUGGAAGCAGUUGGGAAGGAAAUUGUAAAGAAGUGCUGCGGGAUACCUUUGGCGGCAAAAGCGUUAGGAGGCUUACUUCAGUUCAAGAGAGAAGAAAAACAGUGGUUGAAUGUGAAAGACAGUCAAGUUUGGGAGCUUCAAGACAAUUCUUCGGAUGCCAUUUUACCUGCCUUACAAUUGAGCUAUACGCAUUUAUCUUCACAAUCGAAGCAAUGCUUUGCUUACUGCUCUAUUUAUCCCAAAGAUUACCUGAUGAAAAAAGAAGAAUUAAUUUUAUUGUGGAUGGCCAAUGGUUUUAUUCAAUCAACAGGAAAAAUAAUGGAGUAUGAAGAUGUAGGGAACGAGAUCUUCAACGACUUGUCAUGGAGAUCAUUUUUCCAGGAUUUCCAGAAAGAUGAAGGAGGCGAUGUUAUAAGCUGCAAAAUGCAUGAUCUGAUGCAUGAUAUCGUGUGUUCUGUUAUGAGCGAUGAAUGUGUAUCCGUGGAGGGUGAUUACAACAAGGUAAGUAGUACUACUAGAUAUGUAUCAUAUAAAGAAGAGAAUACAGAUAUUGAGUACUCUUUCCUGGAAACCAUGCUUCGGAUCCGGGAGUUUCGCCUAGUUCCUUCAUAUUUCAGCAGGUUCAAGUUCGGCUUUCAGUUAACUUUCCUUCGAUUUAUCUUCUCGAAUCUAGAAUGUUUACGUGUAUUAAGUUUGGCGGGGUUGACCAUAAGCAGAAUCCCGAAUUCGAUAAGCAAAUUGAAACACCUGAGGUAUGUCAACCUUUCCGAAACUAAUAUCACAUCAUUACCGAAGGAUUUCUGCCGCCUUAUUAAUUUGCAGGUCUUGAAACUACACGGUUGUCAUGUUCUUAAAUGUUUACCAUCAGACUUGAGAAAAAUGACAAAUCUUAGACAUCUCGACAUUACAGGGUGUUAUAGGUUAAAGAAAAUGGCAAUCGAAAUGGGGAAAUUGAUUUCCCUCCGAACCUUAAGCUUAUUUGUUGUGGGUAAGGAGCCUGGCUGUGGUAUAACUGAGCUAAAAGACCUACAGCAUCUCAAAGGACGGCUAAGAAUUCUUGGAUUGGAGCAUGUGAAAAGUGCAGCAAAUGCAAGAAAUGCUAAUUUAAUUCAAAAGAAGCAUUUACAAUCUCUUUAUUUGUGUUGGUCUUCAGGAUUACCAGAUACUGAAGAAGAAGAACAAGCACAGCUAAUGGUAGGAGAAGGCCUCCAGCCUCACCCAAAAUUGAAGAGAUUUUAUAUAGAUGGUUAUGGAGGUGUGAGAUUUCCUCAUUGGAUUGGGGUUGGGGUUUCUUUAGUUGAAAUCACACUUUGGGAGUGCCAUAAAUGUGAACAUCUCCCGCAACUUGGUAAUCUACCGCUCCUUAAGAUCCUUAGAUUGGAUAAUUUGCAUUCAGUGAAAAGCAUCAGCGAGUUUUAUCAUCAUGGUGAUCAAGUCAUUCCUUUCUUCCCGUCACUUGAAGAGCUGUAUAUAUCUGGAAUUUAUCAUCAAUCUGGGAAAAUCUCGUCACCAUGCCCGUUGUCGCAUAUAUAUAGAAUGUAUCAUUUUGAAAAAAUCUCAUCGCCAUCGCCAUUGUCUCCGUCUUCUUCUUCAUCGCAGUCAUUAUCCUCAAAUCAAGUAUUAUCAUUCCCACGCCUUCGAAUAUUAGAAAUUCGUAAUUGCCCUGAACUGGCAAGUUUUAUCUCAUUGCCACCUUCUCUGGAGAUGUUAGUACUAACUAAAACUCAUGAAGAGCUACUUUUGAGAUACUUGAAACAAUCCCCUUCUUCUCUUGAAAGGCUAGAAAUCGGAGGAUUUCCGAAUUUGGUAUCCGUUCAGAAUAAUGGCUUGCGGGAUCUUGCAAACCUUCGGGAAUUGAAAAUCUCGGGUUGUCCAGAACUGGAUUUUCAGAAUCUCAUAUCGCUUCGGAGUCUAGAACUUCAUUCAUUAGAUAAGAUAAGAUAUUUUCCUCCACUGCCCUUGCUUACAUCUCUGAGAAUAAAUUAUUGCUCAGGACUCACGACUUUGGAAGAGUGGAUGCCUAACCUCACAUCACUUCAGUAUUUGGUGAUCGAAAAUUGCAAGAAUUUGAAUUCUUUAUCAGAUGGAUUGCAACGACUAACGGAGCUCGUAGAUUUGAGGAUUCUAGAUAGCAAGAAUUUGAAAUCUUUGCCAGAUGACGGACUAGAACGACUCACGGCUCUAAGAUUUCUGAUCAUCAAAAAUUGCCAUCCAGAUCUACAUAGACAAUGCAGGAAUGAGGAGGGACACUACUGGGACAAGAUUUCACACAUUCCAGAGCUCCGCAUUUUUUGACCGCAGGUGAAUUCACUAUUGUUGGUGACUCUAAAUAAAUAGCAUUUUUCGAACUGCUGGUUUGACAGGAUUUAGUGUCUGGAUUGCAAAAAUGCUGAGGAAAUUUUGAUGUUGUGCUCUUCUUGUUUUCUUGUAACAAUACAAUUUUAAAUGUUAUGUG
Messenger RNA from Papaver somniferum (opium poppy), 2935 nucleotides. Its product is annotated as putative disease resistance protein RGA3. The coding region runs from base 19 to 2775 and encodes 918 amino acids. Gene Ontology annotation, molecular function: ADP binding. The record is from RefSeq and is a predicted model, not a curated record. The transcript has a single exon. NCBI's taxonomy places the organism in Eukaryota, Viridiplantae, Streptophyta, Magnoliopsida, Ranunculales, Papaveraceae. Gene Ontology annotation, biological process: defense response to other organism.